AUGAUACUGGCAGAAGUCCCCUUCAUAAUAAUACCGGAGGGGGAACGAGGUGGGGAACGAGGUGGGAACGUGGUGGGCAACGUGGUGGGCAACGAGGGGGAACGAGGUGGGAACGAGGUGGGCAACGUGGUGGGCAACGAGGGGGUGGGCAACGAGGGGGGGAACGAGGGGGGAAACGAGGUGGGCAACGAGGUGGGCGAGGGGGGAACGAGGGGGGAACGAGGGGGAACGAGGGGGAACGAGGGUAUGAACCCAGAACUAGCCCCAUUCUAUUUCUGUGGCUAUAAUUGCCACUGCUCUCCAUAUAUCAGGUUGUCAGAAUCAGACUUGAAGACCUCCAAGUCUGAAAGGGACAGCGCUCACACUGCCGUCACGUCUGAAAGGGACAGAGCUCACUCUGCCGUCACGUCUGAAAGGGACAGAGCUCACACUGCCGUCACGUCUGAAAGGGACAGCGCUCACACUGCCGUCACGUCUGAAAGGGACAGCGCUCACACUGCCGUCACCUGGGUGCAGAGUUUUGGCCACGAGGGUCUGGGACUGCUGCUAGACAUUCUGGAGAAGCUGCUCCACAAGAAACACCAGGAUAAACCUGACAAGAAGAGCCAGCAUAAAGUCAUCCAGUGCCUCAAAGCCUUCAUGAACAACAAGUAUGGUUUGGAGCGUAUCCUGUCAGAGGAGAAGUGUCUGUCCCUGUUGGCCCGAGCUAUCGACCCCACCCAGCCCGCCAUGAUGACCGACGUGGUCAAGCUGCUGUCAGCCAUCUGCAUUGUGGGCGAGGAGAACACUUUGGAGAAGGUCCUUGAAGCCGUCACCACAGCAGGAGAACACAGGGCCACGGAGAGGUUCAGUCCAAUCGUAGAAGGACUCAGAGAUCGCUCCGUCCAAUUACAAGUGGCCUGCAUGCAGCUCAUCAAUGCUCUGGUGACGUCUCCAGACGAGCUGGACUUCAGGCUUCACAUCAGGAAUGAGUUCAUUCGCUCCGGCCUCAGAGAGAUUUUACCGCAUCUGACAACGAUCAGGAACGAUGCCCUGGACAUUCAGCUCAAGGUGUUUGAGGAGCACAGGGAAGAGGAUCUGAUGGAGCUCAGUCACCGGCUGGAGGACAUCAAGAGUGAACUGGAUGAUGUGGGAGAUGUGUUCAACGUGGUUCAGAGUAUGGUGAAGGACACCGGAGCAGAGGUCUACUUCCUCUCCAUCCUACAACACCUAAUGCUCAUCCGGAACGACUACUUUGUCCG
Molecule: messenger RNA, 1241 nt
Organism: Oncorhynchus tshawytscha (Chinook salmon)
Lineage: Eukaryota; Metazoa; Chordata; Actinopteri; Salmoniformes; Salmonidae
Product: protein diaphanous homolog 3-like
Exons: 11
Biological process (GO): actin filament polymerization; actin cytoskeleton organization
Cellular component (GO): cytoplasm; actin filament
Molecular function (GO): small GTPase binding; microtubule binding; actin binding
Source: RefSeq, a predicted model, not a curated record